Molecule: messenger RNA, 1404 nt
Organism: Stomoxys calcitrans (stable fly)
Lineage: Eukaryota; Metazoa; Arthropoda; Insecta; Diptera; Muscidae
Exons: 2
Coding region: 119-838 (239 amino acids)
Source: RefSeq, a predicted model, not a curated record
UUUUAUUUGGAACUUAUUUCGCGCCUAAAAAUAUGCCAACAAUUUGAUCACAUAAUUUCUGUUGUAACUGGCCUAUUGCGAUUAUUCGAUUUUAUCGUAUAAACUGUUAUCGAAACGGAUGGAUAACAAUAGUCAUACACCCAAUAUUCAUACACCCAAGAGGAAAUUAUCUGAAACUUCACCGGAAAAGAAACAAACUAUUAAAAAAAUGAAUAUUGAAACAACAGACCUUAUUUCCAUUAUUAAAAACACUAUAAAUUCCAACCUCGAUGAAAAACUAAAAAAUCUUCCAACAAAGGACGAUAUCGAAGAGAUUAGGAAAGAGAUUACCUCGGUUAGUACACUGAUAAAUUCACUGCAAAAUGAAAACCUCGAGCUUAAACAAAAGCUAGACGAAGUUACUAGAGAAAAUAAUGAAGUUAAAAGACAAAUAAACUGGUUAAAAUCUCAAAUCAAAUGUACUAAAUUAUUUAUAAGGGGUCUCCCCACAAAUAAAUCAAUUUAUAAAGCAGUACAAAAUUUAAUACAAAAUGACAUGGGGAUCAAACUAAAAAUAGUAAAUGUAAGAAAGAUCUAUGAACGAUAUAAUAUGAUGUCUGCUUUAGUCGAAUUAGAAAAUCAAGAAGCAGUUAAUGAAGUGCUGAGGAACACGAAAAAAUUAGCUAAUACAAGAAUAACUAUUGAGAGAGAUAUGGAGCCAAUAAAACAACAAAAGAAGAAAAAACUUUUGGAUAUUAAACGGAAGCUUCUAGCAAUAAAUAAAGACCAUAAAAUUGUUGCAAAUAUGAUGGAAUUGAUGAACUGGAAAAAAUAUAUGGCGAACAAAUUAAAGAGCUGACAAUUCAUCUAAGCGGGAAUCUAAUGGAAUCAAAAAACUGAAAUCAAAUAAUUCAUUAUCAAUCAACAACGAAAAAAAUCAAGUUACUACACACAUAUCUAUUAUUUCAUACAAUGUAAAUGGAUUGGAAAACAAAUAUAUUUACCCAUCAUUCUUUGAGUACAUAAAAACCCAUGACAUAUUUAUACUAAUCGAAACACAUUUAACUGAAGAUAAAUACGAGUCUGUAAAAAAAUAUUUUCAAGGAUUUACUUUGAAUUUUGAAGCAGCAAAGCGUUUUAGCAGAUAUGGUAGAGCAACAGGAGGUCUUAUACUCGGCGUAAACACACGAUUGAAGUGCAUGGGAAUAUCUUCAUAUACAUUUAGGAUUGAAGAAGCAAACCUGCUUAAAAUUGCAACUAGUGAGGUUUGUUUUACAUUAGUACCGUCCUAUUUCAGACCAGCGUGUUGGGAUAUGCAAUUUGAAUGUAUCUCAAACCUGUUUCUAUAUAAUGAUGUUGUAAACCCAAUUGUAAUGGGAGAUCUAAAUGCCAGAAUCGGAGAGUUUAAACAGGAGAUUGAUGAUU